Salvelinus namaycush (lake trout) is the source of this 2485-nucleotide messenger RNA. RefSeq lists its product as uncharacterized. Lineage: Eukaryota; Metazoa; Chordata; Actinopteri; Salmoniformes; Salmonidae. The coding region runs from base 250 to 2265 and encodes 671 amino acids. Gene Ontology annotation, cellular component: external side of plasma membrane. The record is from RefSeq and is a predicted model, not a curated record. The transcript has 11 exons. Gene Ontology annotation, biological process: immunoglobulin mediated immune response; cytokine-mediated signaling pathway. Gene Ontology annotation, molecular function: cytokine receptor activity; protein binding.
AUCUGAAAACGGACUUCCCGGCAAUAGAUGAAGUUGCAAAAAGAUUGCAAUAUUAUUAAGUUGUCAUUGAUGGAAUUCGAAGUUGGUAAUCAACCAUAAAACAAAAACAAAGCGUACGUGCGUGCGAUAUGGUCAUACAAGGAAGGGGUGAACUUCCCAUGAAAGGAAUGAGUACUUCCUCAAAAUUAUAAUUUAUCAUUGUGUGGAUUGAAUUAUACUGUGUGGUAUACUCUAAAGUAUUCAGCAACAAUGUUUCUAUUGAUUAUUAUAGUCACAAACUUUGGGACUUUGAUAGCUGAUGAUGCAAUGAGUGAUGGAAAUCUUCAAUGCUUCAACGAUUAUGACAAAAGUAUGGUUUGUCAUUUUACAACUGACAAGUCUAAGUGUGCUGAAUACAACAUGACAUUGAAAUUAUUGGGCUCACAAAAUAUAGGCCAGAAUGAUUGUACUUUCAAGGAAAAGCAGAGGUCCAAUGAUGUUUCCAAAUGUGGAUGCUCUAUUGAUCCAAUGGUCCUUAUUAUUGGGGAGGAGUUUAAUGCAACACUUUGGAAUUCUGGGAAGCGCCUAAAUUCCAAAGUCCUCUGUAUCAAAUGCAGCAUAAAACCCAAAACCCCCACCGUCCAAAUGGUGAAACCAACAGAAAAUGGGAAUUUCCUGGUCAAAUGGAAGACAAACUACCCUGAUGAUGCACCGUUUUCUAAGGCCUUGAUUGCCGAAUUGAGCUACAGAAAGAAAGGAGAAAAAGAUGAGGUGUCCAAAAAUGACUCAACAACUUCCCAUGAAUUACUUGUCAGAGACUUGGAGCCAAACACCAUUUAUGCUCUGAAGGUCAGAACCUAUACUGACAUGAGCGGCCGUUUCAGUGACUGGAGUGAAGAGUUGGACUUCACCAACCCUGCAUCAUCUCGGAAAGUACUCCAGAUUGUCAUUGUUUUCAGUUCCAUUGCUGUUAUCAUCAUUACAAGUGCUUUGUUUUGGUGCUGUGUUAGACUCAAAACCAAGUUGUGGGAUAAUAUUCCUAAAUGUUCAAACCCAGACCUUUUGUAUAUGGUUCCAGGAGUACCUAAGGUAUUGUCUCCUCCCAAAAUACCUUUAUCCUCCAUCUAUGUUGAUUCUUCAAAAAUGGACACUGAAGGAAAAACAUGGCCAAACCCCUCGAUAGUAGAUGGGAGCAGUGGAAGAGGUAGUGGCUCAGAGCUUGACUCAUCAUCUUCCCUGGGUUAUGCCCACACAUGUUCCAUGAGCCCGGAGCCUAGUAAUGUGCAGAUCAUUAGCCAUCUUCAAGAGGCCCUGAGCAAAGUCUUUCCCAGCCUUGUUCCUUUGGACGGGAAUCCUCAGUCAUUGCUUUUAGCCCCUCCUAUGACAGAUGAUGGUACACAAAUGAACUGCCCUGAGUCAAAUAGAGACAUUGGUGUGUGUUCAUCUGACUACAAUCCUCUUCAUUUCAUGAGUGAGUCUGGAGGCUCUUGUGGGUCAUCUUGUUACAACAAUAUUACCUACUCCCCCUCAGUGCCCCUCAACUCCAUUCAAGAGUUAACAACAAGCAAGACAUCCUCAUUUCCUACGCAGCCUCUGCUCUUUUGUAACUCCUCCUACCAUUCUGGUGAGGCUGAAGUGUUGAAAAAUGCCCAUCCACAGCUGUUUCUUGGUACUGGUCAACAAGAUCUUAACUUGUCCACUAACUGUGCACCCCUCUUGCAAACUGACUUUUCAUAUCACCCGUGUGAUGGCGCCAGUCAUGAUUCAGAGACUACCACAUCAGCAGAGGACACCAGUCUGAUCUACGGCUCUAAUGACAGCAAUGUGUCCAAACCUCACAAUGUUAUCAGUGUCGUUCCUGGAUAUCAGAGCUUCAGUGAGGCGGUCGGUAAGGACAAUGAGAGAGGAACUGAUGCCUUCAUGGAUGUGCCACUGCCACUUAAGGGUUUCCAGGAUGUGGACAGUAGCGAGCCACUGAUUUACGGUGUGAAUCCAUGUUACCACAGCCUGCCUGACCCUGGAUGCUGCCUCCCCCCGAGUGAUGUCGAUUAUCAGACUUUACAGAGCCUGGGACAAAAUAGCCCACAUCAGUGGGUUUCAGACAAACUGCUGAACAAGUGUUUGGAGACUGAGAUCCCUCAAAGCUCCAUGGGGAACAUGCCUCUAAAUGUCAUACCCAACUCACAGGGAGGACAAUGUCCGAAACCUGGAUGUCCCUUUCUUACUGCUUUCUGUUCAGACCAAGCCAUGCAAAUAGACAAUGACAGCUCUUAUCAUUGUGUGUGAUUAUACGGUAGACACUUUUGCACUUCACUUUACAAUUUCUUUUAUUUUGGGGACUUGAGCUCAUAUAUAUGUUUUUUUCUAUAUUAUACAAACAGUUUGAAUACCAUUCUGCCAUGAAAAUGCUGUGGCCUCAUGUCCAGAAAUUUUGGAUGUACAGCUCCUGUAAAUAAACAUUUGUGUGUGGGAAACUGCAACAGUUAAUUGUUGAAGAGAUAUAACA